Molecule: messenger RNA, 7225 nt
Organism: Rana temporaria (common frog)
Lineage: Eukaryota; Metazoa; Chordata; Amphibia; Anura; Ranidae
Exons: 48
Coding region: 551-7066 (2171 amino acids)
Source: RefSeq, a predicted model, not a curated record
UAUUCUUGCCACUGGAAUAUAUGAACGCUCAUGUGCUAAACAUGUCUAGUAACUUAAAGUGAAGAUUUUUUUUCUGCCCACAUCUCUCCUGAACAACAUGCAAUAUUAUGAUGAGCUGUCAUAUAUCCAUAGCACUACCUGACAACACACAGAUGAAGCACUGUUGGAUCUGCAGUGGUAUAAUCCUUUAGAUCAGGCAUCUCCAGCUGAUGUAGUUUGGAGACCCCUGCUUUAGAUUAUCCUAAUAAGAAUUUAGAAUAAUAGUGAUCAAAGCAUUGCAUUACAAACGGCACAGGACUUUGCCAUUACAGAGAGUUGUCCCCAUACAAUGAGCAGACAGAGAAGGAUUUGCUGUGUCAGUGUACAAGCCCCGGCUGCUUCCUGCACUCACCGGCGUGUGUACUGGGGUUGCUAUGGAGACCAGGGAAGCGCUGCCACUCACACCUACAUUGUCCAUACACAGAUCUGAUACAUAGAGCGAUCACUGAUCUUAUUCUGAUCAUCACAGCCAGCCCGGAUUUGGAAGAGUCUGGCUGAUCUCUCGCAGAUAAUGAGUGAAGUGUACAGAAUAUCUUCUAGUGAUGGCAUCCAAUCCCUGGAGAAGCAAUUAGCUUCCCAGUUAUCAGAACUGAAGACAGAAAUAGAAGAAAAUGGAAUUCUUUGUGGUACACCUGGUCAAGCCUACAGCUCUGUUCCCAUACCAAAGGAUAUUUCAUACUUCAGAAAUGAGAGAGAGAUGAUCUUGAAGAGAGGUCUGCAGGUGGCAGGAGUGAAACCAGUUAUUGUUCAGGCUGAUGUUAUGCAGAGAGAGCUGGAGACCUGUCUAAGAAAAGAAUACACUGAAGAUAAUCUUCCUCUUCUAUUGCAUCAGUUUUUCAUUGACAGAAUCCACCACUUAGUGCAGAGUAAAUACUUGAAUAUGCUGAGGUGGAAGAGGUUCUGUCGUCACACUAAAGCCAUAGAGGAGUGUUACCCUCAGUACCAGAAACAAAUUGGUUACAUUAUGCAGGAAUACUUUGAUGCUGUACAAAGAGCAAAGAGAUUGUCUAUCGCAAGAGAACACUUAAUAACUGGAAAAAAAAAUUCUAUUCAUCUAGUAACUGUGGAAGACCUCAUCAUUUACCUGCAGUGGCUAAUAUGUCAUCUGCACUCAGUGAAACCCAUAUUUAACUAUAUCAGGACAUUGCAGCACUUACCAGUGUCAAACCUUGCUGAUACUGUUAUUGAGUCACACUAUAAAGACAAAGAAUGCAAAAAUUUAAGAGAGGGUAAAAUUGUCAAUUCAAGUGAACAGAACUUUGCAGAUGGCACAAAGUGGGAAGGUUACGAAGACCUGCCACAGCAUCAAAUUGGGACAAAAAAUAUAAAGCUUCCUCUCAGAGACUUGUUGUCAAACUUCGAAAUAGACUAUGAUGUUGAAAACCUGAAAAAUACAGCCAGUGAAUUGGAUUUGCUGUCUCUGGUUACCGCUAAAUUUCGCAGCAUAUUUAAGAAACAGCAGACUAUGAGGAUUUUCCCAGUGUAUGAUUCUGGGAUGGAAACAAAGGAUGGAUGGGGCUUUAAAGGGCCACACAUGGCCUUCAAGAAGAUAGCAAACUGGCUCCCAUUUGUAAAGAUUAAACCGAAAAAAGAUCCAUGGCAGCAGAAAUUUUUAAUAAAAUUAAAACAGCAUAAGAAGGUGGAUGAGUUGCUCCUUCUGCAGUCACAGUUCAUAGAGGUGACAAGUGCAGAGAAAGCGAUGGAGGUGCUACAGGAGCAUGCAGCACAAGUAAUACAACCAUCCUCUGUUCACAGCGUAUCAGUUAAGAACACCCAUGACAUCUGGGUAAAAAUUUACACCCCCCUGGACCUGCUUCAGGAUGUAAACACAACCAAUGGAUCACCUCAUGAAAGCGAUGAUAAGGACCUAGACAUUGCAAGUCUUAAUAGGCGACCUGUGUCUUCAAGGCAGAAAAAACAAGCUGGGUACAGUUUCCAGAACACCCUGCAAUUACUGGGAUUAGACGAGGCGGAAGAUAACAACAAAGAUCCUGUAAUGAUGAAAGGUGCUUACUUAUCUCUUCUCUAUCUACGUCAUCUCAGAGUUAAAGAACUUCAGCGCACUUGCCUUGGACAUCUAAAUUAUUUCCGGUCAGUUGAAAGAACUCUAACAAUUGAUAACUCCAGUCUUGUAAGUAAUUCCGGAAAUCUGGAACGCUGUGCUGGAGAAGAGACAAGUUGGGUAACUGCAGCCCAGGGAGGAUCAGGUGUCCCAGGAGGACUAAGAUCUCAUCAGUAUAUGCACCAAACCCCAGCUGAUUUCAAGGUACACAGUGUACAGUUCAUGGAGUUUUCGGACGUGGAGAAUCAUAAUGACUAUUACAUAAUUAAAGAUGGCAUCAUUCACACUCAGGAUCGAAAAGGAGCAUUCAUAGUGUAUGAUGUGGCAUUUGAUGAUCUGCAGGAGUUACAACAUCAACUACUGCUUCUAGCAACUCUUUUCAUUUUGAAAGAAAGAAAUUUCAAAGCAAGUAAAAGAGAAGCUGGUGAUGUGAAUCUCGCUGACUGGGCUCACGUUAAUGUGGAUCGCUUUGCCCUGCUACUUGACCUGUGGACUUGGGAAUGCGCUCUGCUAGAAAACAAGCAGCAGCUUGUAGAUUGUUACUAUGAAGCUUACCAGCAUGUAUGUGAUCCAGAAGAAAAAACUGCCUUGGCACAAGUGAUCACUGACAUCAUGUAUCGGCGCCCACGGUUUGACAUUGGCUCCAAAUACUUCCUGGAAGCCUACCGGGAUGAAUGCCAGUGCCUGAGGCUUCACUUGCAAAUUGUCAGAAAUGUAUUAAAUAAACAGAUAGAAAGCCAAAGGGAAUUUGUUAAGAAGGUUUGGCGGGAUGGCCGUAAAGGAAGUUUCUAUGACUUUGGCCUUCCACUUAACAUCAUCACUAAGCCCAUUGUAUCACUUAACACCAGCAGUCCUGCCCUACAAAAUGUUUACCUCCUGGAGAUUCAUCCUUCUCUUGGAUUGGCCUAUCUUAUCCCUAAAACAUUAGAACACAUAUGUGAGGAAUUUCUACACUCUUGCAUGGCAAAACUACCCAAGGAGGUCUACAGUGUGGAGAAAAGGGUCUUGGAGUUAGCUUUAAAUGAAUGGUCAUCCCAAAAAGAUCUCCAGUCAUCUUUUAUGGCAAAUGUGCACAAGGAUUUGUUCGAAGAAGUGCUGGUGGAAGAUCCACUGAUGGUUAGAGAUAUCUGCAUGCAUGCUUUGAACUCUGUUGAUGAAGAAAAAAAGCAUGGUACAGCAAAGCAAAUCUUCAUUUUGGAAACAUUCAGCAAGAUGAUUGAGCUCAUCACUCUGCGUCAUAGAAUAAUAGAAACGUCAUUAGAAACAGCACUGUUGUCCAGGACUUACACCUAUUUUGCUGAAGAGAUGGGAUUCAAUGAGUUCCACUUACACCUGAGACCUGUACAGUUUGAGUUUGCAACUUACAAGGCACAAGCUGACCAGAUUCCACCCGCGUUCAUUACAUCUCUCCUCGAAGAUGACACCAGUGUGGACAGGUAUUCGCCCUCUGCACAGCUGCUUGCUAUUCAUGAGGUGGAUGACAAUCAGAUUGGAAAGUUCAGCUUCUGGACAAAGGAAGGCAUUUUACAGCUUCUGAGUAAGAAUGGCGUGGAAAAUUUACAAGUGAUACUCAGCUGUCAAGUUAUCCAGAAAAAUUCCCUGAUAGCUGCAACUCAGCUGGCUUUCUUUUGUCAGAUGUCUUCAUGGCUCACCAAGCAGGUUAUGGAUACAAAGGACAGUCAUUUUCAAAGACGAAUGAGUUCUUCCAGUGAAAAGACUUCAUCAUCAUGGUCAGUAGUUGAAAGUCAAACAUCAUUAACCCCUGUACCUAACCCUAAUGGAACCCAAGCAUAUUGGACAAAGAAGAGAUAUCCAGAAGCUUUUAUCUCAAUACAGUUAGAAAAAGUGGGUCCUCGGGAUGCCAUGCUGAACACGUUUCUUCAGAAAAAACAAAUGAUGGGGACUUUAAUGAGAAACCCUGAAGAAGCAGAAAAGGUAAAAAGAGAACUUGUAAAGGAUUACUGCCAGAAGUUGAGCAGAAAGAUUCAUAUCCACUCCCUUAGAGGACAAAUAAUUGCUAAUUGCAACAGCUUGAAGCAGCUUUUGGAAGACUUUCCACUUAUUGAGAAAACCUAUUUCAUCAUAGGACGACAUCAGGAGAAAAAGACUACCAUCAAGGAAGCUCCUGAAGCUGAUGCCAGAGCAUUUCAAGAACGUCCACACGCUUUGCUGACAGACGAUGGAAAGGUUUUUGUUAAUUUGUGGUAUAUUCCCUUCCCAACUGAAGUGCUUGAGAUGUUCAAAAUGCUCCCAGAGAAGGCAGCACAUCAAGCUUUGUACUGCACUCUGCAAAUUGUUGCCGCUCUGCAUGACAUUGUUUCCUAUGUACUUAGCUUUGCACAGCUAGGAAACUCAUGUGGUGAUUCCAGAAGUUUAAAAAACGUGGAGCUGAUGGCCGAUUGGGGAGGCAUAGAAGGAAUAGGAGCGGAGCUGAGAGACAUACAGAAACUUAUAGAUGGCCUUCAAAAUCCUCAUGAUCCAAAAGAAGUAGCCUCAUUACUACUCUUGCGACGUGAAGUUAUGAUCCUGCAGUUUGAUGCGGCUGUACGCCAUUUAAUUCGGGAUGCAUUGCUUUCUACUGGGAAUAUCUCUGCGUUCAGAACAACAACCGACAAUAUGUAUCAUGGACUAACAGCACUGAGCAACUCUGUAGUCGGGACUGCUUUCUCAUCAAUGCUGCCUGUGCCACAGCCUCUUGAUCCCCGUAGUCAUAGAACAUUUAUGCUUUAUCCUUGGAGGACAUUCUUAGCCAAUGGUGGACUCUUUCCACUGACAAUUAAUGGAAUCCAUACCAUUGGGCACUAUAUGCAGUUGUGCCUAUGUGAUAUGACAGACCAUGAACGCAGUGUGGCUCAUGGAGAACUUGUGGGGGUUCAUCUUUUAAUGGAGGACAUACUUCAAGGCAAAUACAACUUUAUUUCCUUUACCAUUGAAGGGAACCUGGAUGAAAAAAAGAUGCUGACUGACAAAUCACCUGCAGGAGAAGAACAGCCAGUGUCAAAAAGCUCCCAAAUGGAUCAAUCACACCAAGAUCCAAUUUCAGAAUACAGACAGUUGAGGUCCUUUCUAAUACUGUGGAAACAGUUGGAAGUAUUUAAAGAAAGAUGGGCAAAAAAGAAACUUGGUGUUGAGGAAAUAAACACUGUUCGUCUGUAUAGACAGUUUUGUGAAAUGUACAGAGAUGAAAUCUUUUAUCCUACUAUGAAAGCAAUUGCUCGUCAAAUGGGAAAGGAGGGGGAGUUUGAAGGGCUGACGCUGAGAUCUCAGGUGGUGCUUCCUCCUAUAGGGGCAUCUGAGAUUGACAUUCGAGUUCAACAGCUCCAGAAAAUAAUGGAAAGUUUUGAAAGUGAUAUGAUACUUGAUGUACAGAAAAAGAUUGCAAAAGAGAUUACAUUAGUGGUAUCUGAAAGAACAAGAGAAGGAAGAGGGCUUCCAACAGAUUUGUGGAAGAAACCAGCUAUAAAAGAAAACUUUUUUCCUGAUAGGCCAGAAAUUGUGGAAGCAUUUGUACAGCAGCUAAUGAAUGAACACCAGGAUAACCCAACAGAGGUGAUUUUUAGAAAGGAACAUUUAGAACGAUGUCUUACAUCAUUGGCUUGCAAUAUCAUGGCAAGAGAGCGGAGCAACUAUGAGGCCUACUCCAUGUUUUAUGAAAACCUUCUUCAACAGGAACAUCAAUUGUUGUAUCAGAAAGAGCAGGAGAUGCUUGCAGUAACAGGAGGAGAGCAGAGGGGAAAUGAAAAUGAAAUCUAUGAGACCGCUGACAUAACCCAUGAUCUCGUAGUUGAAAUAACAGCACUCAGAGCUAAGCUUCAAGAUACGGAAGAAGAAGCCAUGGCUGCUACCCAGGUGGUGAGGAGACAGGUGCAGGAUGAAUAUGAAGCCUUAGUGAGGACUCUUUUUGCUGCUUGUGUGUCUCUAAAGUCUAAAAUAGAUGGCUAUCAUAUCGAUAUGAACAAACAAGUGACUGAACUUAUCAGUGAUGUUCGAAAAGAAGGAGUGGACAACAUGAUUCUUUUGAGAAAAAAAUAUGGCUCACUAAAAAAUGAGAGUACUUUAAAAAGCACGUUAUCAAUGCAUGACAGGCUACAUUCACUACGAGAUGAGAACAGCCAGCUACAAGCAUUAAUCUGCAAAAUCAAAGCUCUGAAUAAAUGGAAGAUGACAGCCAGAGAAGGAAAGUUACGGGAGACGCUAGGAAAAGCCGAAACGGAGGCUGUUCAGGACAAAAAAGAAAGCUUGAAGUUAAAGCUGAGAGUGGAGCAAGAGGUGGCCUUGCUACGUCAAGAGCUCGUGGUUGCAAGGACAGCCUUGUCAAGGACACAAGCUGAUGCCAGUAAAGUAAAACAACAGCUGGUCAGACAGAAACAACUGCUGGAUGAGUCUGAGCAUAGACACUCACAAGAGGCAAGAAGCAGGCAGCAGCUUGAUAGUGUUCUGUCCGCCAGCAUGGAUAAACUACUAGUGGACAUUGACGAUAAAGAGCAGAAGCUGCGCUCACUCACCGAAGAAGCGGACAGAUCAUCUAAAAUGAGUCAGAUUCAGCAAAGUAAAGUUAAAAAAGAAGUUAAGCAGAUAAAAUCACAGCUCGUGCAGGAAAGAACCCUAAAAUGUGAAGCUUUCCAGCGUGUGGAUGAGUUGCAAACCCAAGUAUAUGACAUGGAAAUUGGCAGUUCUUCGAGAAACACACCCAUAGGAAUGAGAAAGUCAUCAGCUUCAAUCCAGUCCCAUAAAAUCAGAAGUUAUUCCGCAGUUACUUCUGCCGCACCUCUGCAUUUCAACCGAGAAGAGUGGGAUAUCGUCCAAUAUGUUCCAAGAUCUGAAACCAGAGCAAGCACCCACAGAGAGAUGAGACUCCAGAGGCCUAAAACUGUACCAAGCAGAUGCAGAGUGCCAGAUCUCAUGGACAGUACAUCUCAAGCCAUCCUCACACAACUGAAUGAACUACGACUAAAUACUAAAUAAAACUGGUGAUUUCUAUGUUGCAAUUAUUACAAAUAUUGAUCUGAAGUUAGGAUCAUCUCUCCUCUAAAACGUUCCCUGUACGUGUAUUCAAUACCAGGCACUUUUACCCCCUCCUGCCCAGGCCAAUUUUCAGCUUUCAGUGCUGUCGCACUUUGAAUG